Symphalangus syndactylus (siamang) is the source of this 1831-nucleotide messenger RNA. RefSeq names its product dpy-30 histone methyltransferase complex regulatory subunit (gene DPY30). The record is from RefSeq and is a predicted model, not a curated record. Gene Ontology annotation, cellular component: Set1C/COMPASS complex. NCBI's taxonomy places the organism in Eukaryota, Metazoa, Chordata, Mammalia, Primates, Hylobatidae.
UGUACGUAUGCCCUUUUUAUUUCUCACUCUUGAAAAGCAUUUAAUCUUAAUUUGAGUUAAUAUAUCUAUUAGGCAAUUUAUACAUCCUGCACAUAUGCAUACACAUUUGCAUCAGCAUUACAUAGAAAAUCUUCAAAGUUCCACGACAGCUGUCACCAAUCACAAUACUAUUUACAAGUAUACACUGCAAAACUUUAAAAACUGAUUUAUAUGUCUAGCUCUUAACCAAAUUUUAUUUACUUUAGAUCUGUAUCCAUGACUUUUUAGAGUAGCAAUAUUAAGUUGUAGUCUAACGCCAGCUGGAAGUAAAACUCAAUGGUAUAUCAUAUUUCUGUAUAUGUAGUCACAAUUUUUAAUUUUAAUGGCUUAUAUUCCACCAUAUUGUUAUGCCAUCAUUUACUCCAAAUGUUUUCAAGUUUUCAUAUUACAAAGUGCAAUUACAAAUAUAAUUGUGUCAAAGGCAGGAAGUUUGCGUGUUAUCACUUUUGUUUACAUUAAAAUAAAUGGAAUUUAUUGGAAUUUUAAAAAAUCCAAGUAAAGAGAUGUUUUUUCUAUUUACACACUGUGUAGGAGGCAAAUUAUCCUAUGUACGUUUUACAACUACAUUACUAUCAGUAGGACCACGGUUUGGAAAGCCAGUUGCAUACUGCUAAUCUAAUACAAAUGUAAGGUGGCAUUAACAUCGCAUAUUCACAGAUUUAAGGGCUUGAAUAAAAGCUGAUCAGGAAACCCCCAAAACUGCUUCUUCCCCCAUCUUUGGCUUUACAGUAAAACACUGACAUUCUUUCAGAGACUGUCAGACUGGGCUUAUAAUUUUCUAGUAAGAACCACUCAGUGAGGAAGUUCAGUUGGUCGAGGAAGAGCUUCAGCAGAUGCUUUGAGGCAGCACCGAGGUUUGAUCGGGCCAAGCCCCUUCCAACUGGGCUGGUCACUUGGUCUGCAGCUGGGGUGACGCUCUUCGUGGGUGGGUAGUGUGAAGAAAGAUUGUAGCUCGUAGCUUCCGAGGCCAGACCUUGGCCAGGACUCACGCGGACAGCAGAGAGCCUUGGGGACUAAGGACGGAUCUGCGCGCCUCCCUGCCUCUUGUCCGCCGGGAGGUUCUGCGCAGGCGCGUUAGUUGUGCGACAGCCGUCACUUACGGCCGGAGCUGUUUGUGCUGGGAGCUGGUGGCGCGGAGCAGGGCUCUUAAGAACGAACGGCUUGGGUGCGGACUGGUAUCCGGGGACUGUGACUUGCAGGGUCCGCCAUGGAGCCAGAACAGAUGCUGGAGGGACAAACGCAGGUUGCAGAAAAUCCUCACUCUGAGUACGGUCUCACAGACAACGUUGAGAGGAUAGUAGAAAAUGAGAAGAUUAAUGCAGAAAAGUCAUCAAAGCAGAAGGUAGAUCUCCAGUCUUUGCCAACUCGUGCCUACCUGGAUCAGACAGUUGUGCCUAUCUUAUUACAGGGACUUGCUGUGCUUGCAAAGGAAAGACCACCAAAUCCCAUUGAAUUUCUAGCAUCUUAUCUUUUAAAAAACAAGGCACAGUUUGAAGAUCGAAACUGACUUAAUGGGAAGAACAGAAAAAUUUAGUUGCUACUGUAGAUUUACAUGAUUAAGAGGCAGCUUUAAUUGCCAUGAUUAUUCCCCCUUUUUGGAUGCAUAAGAACCUUCCGGACAACAGAACCUAUUUCUGGAACUGCAGAAGAUAACAUAUUUCCCUUAUUUUGAUUUAAUCACCAUAAACCAUACCUAUUUAAUGAGUGUAUUCUGUGCAGUUUUUUCUCAGAUUGUCUUUGUUUAAAAACUUUGUUUUUAAAAUGACCUUCAAAAUAAACUGUCAAAACACCA